Echinococcus granulosus is the source of this 843-nucleotide messenger RNA. Its product is annotated as Serine/threonine-protein kinase 6. The record is from RefSeq and is a predicted model, not a curated record. The transcript has 5 exons. NCBI's taxonomy places the organism in Eukaryota, Metazoa, Platyhelminthes, Cestoda, Cyclophyllidea, Taeniidae. Gene Ontology annotation, biological process: regulation of cytokinesis; mitotic spindle organization; protein phosphorylation. The coding region runs from base 1 to 843 and encodes 280 amino acids. Gene Ontology annotation, molecular function: ATP binding; protein kinase activity. Gene Ontology annotation, cellular component: spindle microtubule; spindle midzone; spindle pole centrosome.
AUGGACGACUUCGCUUCUCCCGAUUCUACCAAUCCCCACCCUAGGUGCAUCCGUUAUGACCCGAAAAAACUCAAAAUCAUUUCGGGUGGGGUGUCGUCAAGACAGGUUGCUACGUCACCGCCUCAACAUUCUAACAUCAUCCGCCUGUACGGCUACUUCUACGACGUUAAACGUGUUUACGCCAUGUUAGAGUAUGCACCUCGAGGCGAACUGUCAAAAGAUAUGCAGAAGUUCAACUUUACUCAUGCUCGAUCUGCCACGUACAUUUAUCAGUUGGCGCACGCUCUUGAUUACUGUCACAACCGUGGCGUUAUCCAUCGUGACAUCAAUCCUUCAAACAUCUUGCUGAGUGUAAGUGGGGAAUUAAAGGUCGGUGAUUUUGGUUGUGCGGUCCACAGCCCAGGUUCUAGGCGUACUGCUGUUUGGGGCACACUGUCCUACCUCGCACCAGAAAUGACCUCCAUGGACUCGAUGCAUGAUUCCAAAUGUGAUGUGUGGAGUCUUGGUGUUACAGCUUAUGAGAUGCUGUGUAGAAGAGUUCCUUUCAAGAAGGCGUCUGAGGAAGAGACUUUGCUUGCUAUCCAAAAUGAUAAAAUCGACUUUAGUUUUAUAGACUGCGAGGAGGCCAUUCGUUUCCUAAAGCGAGUGUUGGAAAGGAACGCAACGGCACGGAUCACGGCCGCAGAGGUGAUCCAGGACCCUUGGGUACGUCUGCACGCCGAGGCUUCUCUCACUCAGUGCCGCGCCGCCCUCGAGGACUGGGAGGCGGCCAGGCGCGCCACAGCCACAACUUUCGCGUCAGCCUGCACCUCCGCCUCCACCCCCGGCUCGACAAGAACUUAA